Alternaria metachromatica is the source of this 708-nucleotide messenger RNA. RefSeq lists its product as uncharacterized. NCBI's taxonomy places the organism in Eukaryota, Fungi, Ascomycota, Dothideomycetes, Pleosporales, Pleosporaceae. The transcript is spliced from 2 exons. The record is from RefSeq and is a predicted model, not a curated record. The coding region runs from base 1 to 708 and encodes 235 amino acids.
AUGUCUACAUUCUCCGAUCUCACCCGCAAAGAGAAGCGCGAUAUAAUUCGCGGCGAGCCCUUCGACGGUGUACAAGUCACCAUGGCACCCAAGAGCAUUCGCGACCUCCUCGACACCCUCGCGAGCAUCCCCAACAACAAGUUGGCGACUACGCACCCCGCCUCCGCGUCACUCGCGCUCAUCGACGACAACUGGGGCGUCGACAUGACCUCCUUCCCUCCUCCUCCGCCUAUGUACGGCGGCCGCACCUUCCGUCCCGCUGGCGACGCGGCGAGUUGGGACUUGCGCCUGUUGGCGACUCUGGCGGUUCUGUCGGAGUUUACGCAGGGCCAGGGCGACUACAUGGGCGGCCAGAUCAAUUCGGCGGUAGAAUUGAGGAACAUCGACAAGAGGACGAAGAAGAAUCUUGGUGUGGUGUUUGCGGUGGAUGUGGUGAGGGUGAUUCGGGAUCUGCUGCAUCCUCUCAAUGAAGAUGAGUACAAGGAAGGCGCCCUUCCGGCAAGGAAGCGGAAGGCCGGCUUCAACGACCGCCGCCAGUCCGAGCGGAAGAACACGAAGGCCACCGAGCAGGCCGUAGACACCGACAUGCCGGUUGGGGGUGAGGCGAUGGAGAGGGUGGAGAAGAAGUUGAGGAAGACAAGGCUUCCCGACAAGGUCGAGUCUGACUCCGAGGAGGAGAUGUUGGCUCCUGGAGAGCGCAUGGUGUAG